UCUUCCUCUCUUUCUAAUGCGCUUUAUCGUUGUGAAAACCACCAGAAAGACAAAGACCUACACUUGUUUACCUUCAAUAACCCACAAUCCAACCUAUGGUAACCUUCAUGAUCUUCUCUUAUGAAACUCUCUCAUAGUGAACAAUGUGUUGCUCAAGUGUGGGGGGGAUGUGUGUGAAUGUUUGAAUGAUUAUCAUGAUUUAUUGAACCAUGAAUUGUUAUAUCCUCCCUUGUUUAUGAAUGUAAGACGUUGAUGAAUGCGUAUGGAGUGUAUGCUAGCGAUUAUGUUUUUGUUGUGGUGAUUAAUGGUCAAAUGAUAGUGUUUUGGAAUGUUGGAUGCAUUACCCAAAAAUUUCAAAUUUGAGGGUUCCAAAUCUCCUUGUUCUUUGCAACUCCCUACUCGAUAUGACUUGAUUUGAUAGAUGAUUGAUGUAUUGUGCUCGCUAGGUGAGAGUUUCAUGAUUAGAGUACUGGCGUAUGAGAGAUUUUACUAUCUUCUUCAUCUUUUCUGAGUCGAUAAUGUUUGCUAUUUUUUGAAGAUCAUGUGUGCGGGAUUCUCUUUUGUUUGUUUUGUGAACUUGAAGCUUUGAAAAAUUUGUGUGUAUUAGAAAAGAAAGAAAAGAGAGAAAAAUCUUUUGAAAAUGAGGUUCUCAUGUGAGAAGCAACCAAUCCUCACAUAUUUGGAGUGCCCUUUGAGGAUAUGUUUGGGGAUCGGAUAACUGGAUCGCAUCCCGACCAUCUAUUACUACUUACCAUCCCCCAAGUAUCUUUCCUCCUUAAGGAAUCGGAUGCCAAGGUCCAAAGUAAUUUUUAGGGGAUUCAUGAGAGCUCAAAGCUGUCAUUUGUACCCGACAUGUGUGACAACCCAAUGUGGAGUACAGGAUGGGAAGUGGUCGGGCUAAGAUGAAUCCUUCACAAUCGGUUAUCUAUUAGGUGAACUGCUUUGACUUCUUCAAGGAUGAUAACACCUAAAAUGGUGUUAUUUAGAGCCCAUAUUUAGGGUUGCUUCGAGUCAUUUUGUGUUCUUCAUGGUUAAUAUAUCUUCCAAUAUACCUCUUAUUUGUUCAUUGGAGAAAAUAUUAGCAUAUUAGAGUGUAUUGGAUGAUAUGAAUGUUUUAGGUACAAAAAUGUGUACAAGUGUAGAGAAAUGGUAGAAAUCCAAAGAUCACGGCCAGAGCAUGAAAGAUCAUGGCCGAGAAUAGAGGACAUGAAGCUGAGGAUCGUAGCCUUCAGGGCGACGAUGACGACCUCAAACAUGGAGGCCUCGGGCGCGAACUUUGGAGCAACCAAUAAGGAAGGAGCAGAAAGUCAUGAUAGUCGAUUCAUGAACUUCUUCAUCCGAGCUCACGAAGAAGAUCCCUGGCACAAAUCACGAAUCACAUACAUGAACUUGUGCCACGAACUUCCCAAGGCCAAAGCACAAAACAACAAGCUCAAGCUUGCGACCUUACCUUCCCAGAUCGUGGCCGCAAACUCUUCCCCAAUGACCAUGAACUUGCCUAGAUCCUGGAAAUCAAUAAAUAGGGGGCUCCUCCCCUUACAUUUGGGAGCUUAAAUUGAUUGAAGAUUUCAUAUUUAUGAGAGAGAAAGUUAGAGAGAGAAGCUGAAGGAAUGAGAAGAGGAGGGGAAGAAGGAAGCGAGCUCUCCCACAUCAAGGCUUCUUCUAUUUACUUCCAUGUAUCUUCUUCCCCCUUUAUGGGGUAGUUCUCUAAGGUACUAGGGGUUCAACCCCCCAAAACCUAGAUUUAGGUUUUGAAUGUAGAUGUAAUAGUGUCAGGGUUUGUGAAUGGAUAUGUUUGUUUUAGUGAAUGUAUGCUUCAUUGAUGCUUAAUUGUGCUUGGGAAAGUCUCCCAACUCUUCCCUACUAGCCUACAAUUGAGUUACACUAGGUAGGAGUUUUAGGGUUAGACUAGGUAGCUCCAACUGGCAGCAUAUUAAGACUAGAUGAAUGAUUUUAGGGUUCCUUAGUGGAGGUGGCGACCAAACCCCUGCUAUAAGAAUGCUUCCUAAAAUAAUGCUAGAGAAGCGCACGCAUUUUGAUUGUAACACGUCUCUACUAUACAUGAUAGGUUAAACCUAUUGAGAGGAACUAUGGGAGCAACCCUAGCACGUAAACUUAGAAUGAGGUGACAUUGGGCCUUUAUGGGCUUUGUUAGGAGGAGGGAGAGUAGUCAUCGAAAUCCCAUAUUAGCAUGUUCAACAUCCUAUCCAAUAAACCCAACAUAGUUAGCCAUUUAUACGAUGAAACUAGUGUAGAGCGAAGGUGUUACCCCAAAGUACCUUGAUUUUAUCUUUCCUUUUUCCCACAAGUAUCUUUCAAUCAAUCUUCAACCCAAAACCUAAACCGGUUGACUAGAUAAAAACAAAGUGAGAAGUAAGCUAGGGUAUCAAAACCUAUGGAAUACGACCUUUGUAUUCACUAUACUAGCAAUGCCAUUUUGAGUUGCACUUGGCUCAGGAUGGAUUAGUUAGAUAAGUCGUGGAAACGAUUGAUAACACCCGCACGGGGCAGUAGCAUUUAUGCGGACCAAGGGCAGAAAUCCAUAAGGUCGCCACUGUAGCUUAUUAGUCUAGGUAAGUGCCACAAAUAUGGUAAGAUUAAGCCCUACAUGAAUCAAACAACUCAUAUGCUACUAGUAUCAAUCCUUGCAAUUCUUGGUGAUAUAUAUAUAUAUAUAUAUAUAUAUAUAUAUAUAUAUAUGGGGAGUUCUACGGUACCCCGGGUGAAAUCCGGGGUACCGCAUACCUUAAGUAAGAAAACGCUAUCUAGAACUUGAAUUGACUGAUCUUUCGGACAUUAUACUAUACUCUAACCCAUAAAGAUCAAAAUCUAGGUCUUAAUUCUCUAAAUCUUAUACCCCAAGAACAAUUUAAUUAGAAACAAUAAUCAACGGUUAUGAUUCGUCCAAAUAUAGGCAAAAAAAAGUAAUACACCAUCUUAGGGUUUUUAGUUUAUGAUUUAGAUGAUUAGGACCUAUGGUUCACUCAUUAAGGGUUAGGGUAUAGUAUCAUGCCCAAAAAUCCUGCUAAUUCGAGGUCUAGAUAGCGUUUUCAUACUCAAGGUAUGCGAUACCCCAGAUUUCACCCGGGGUACCGUAGAAGGCACCAUAUAUAUAUAUAUAUAUAUAUAUAUAUAUAUAUAUAUAUAUAUGUUGUAUUUCUUUUAAUUUGCCUCAUUUUGUUUGUAGAGUUUAAUCGUCUAUAUUAGGACGAUAUACCUUAUUUUCAAAUGCAAUACAUGUCUAGAAGCAACAUUAUUGCAUUGACAUAUGCAAUCUGAAUGCUGACUAUCCCAUGUGCCUUGCUAAGCAUGGAACCCACUAUUAUCACUAUCAUGAGCAGAAGGUGGAUAAAAUAGGAGCACAGUGAGUGGAGACAUCCAUUGUGGAUUCUCUCAAUCAUGACUAUGUAUGACCAAUGUCAUAACAAAGCGAUUCUAAAGGA
Molecule: messenger RNA, 3443 nt
Organism: Linum trigynum
Lineage: Eukaryota; Viridiplantae; Streptophyta; Magnoliopsida; Malpighiales; Linaceae
Source: the annotation of a GenBank genome assembly